GAGAGUGUUUUAGUAAAAGAAAAUUAAUAUUCCUGAAAAUAUGAAUUUGCCAAUUUGUAACGUUUUCUGAAAAUUUCCUCUGCCAAAGUCCAAAGGAGAGUUUUUCUUUAUUACUAGGGCAUUCUCUGCAGAUUUCUUCUCCUUAAGCCAUGGAAUUGCCCCCAAAAGUGAAAAACAUCUUGCUUUUGGAUUCUGAAGGAAAGCGUGUAGCGGUUAAGUAUUACUCAGAUGACUGGCCAACAAAUUCAGCUCAGGAAGCGUUCGAAAAAUCCGUGUUUACAAAGACUCAGAAAACAAAUGCUAGGACCGAAGUGGAAGUGACAGCACUGGAGAACAACAUUGUUGUGUACAAAUUUGUGCAAGAUCUCCAUUUCUUUGUUACGGGCGGUGAAGAGGAAAACGAGCUUAUCUUAGCCAGUGUGCUUGAGGGACUCUUUGAUGCAGUGACCCUUCUCCUUAGAAGCAAUGUUGAUAAGAGAGAGGCACUAGACAACCUUGAUCUCAUCUUUCUAAGCUUUGAUGAAAUUAUCGAUGGCGGUAUUGUUCUGGAGACGGAUGCAAAUGUAAUAGCAGGUAAAGCAGGGAUCAAUAGCACUGACCCUAACGCUCCUCUAUCCGAGCAGACGAUAAGUCAAGCACUCGCGACUGCAAGAGAACAUUUGACAAGGUCACUUAUGAAAUGAUGUGUGUUUUGCUCUUCGGUAAUAAUGGUUGUUUUUGUCAUGGUGAAUGUGUGUUUUGUCUCUUGUAGUUGAGUGACUAUACUCUUAAAUAUAAAAGUUACUUUGCACUUGGGAGAUAGUUACCGUUCUUAAGGUCAAACAAUUCUCUGGUGAUUUCUUCACUCUUUUUCAUGUUCCAUACACAAUUAAAUUACAAC
This is a messenger RNA of Arabidopsis thaliana (thale cress), 880 nucleotides long. RefSeq names its product SNARE-like superfamily protein. The record is from RefSeq and is marked reviewed. The coding region runs from base 150 to 683 and encodes 177 amino acids. Lineage: Eukaryota; Viridiplantae; Streptophyta; Magnoliopsida; Brassicales; Brassicaceae. Gene Ontology annotation, biological process: retrograde vesicle-mediated transport, Golgi to endoplasmic reticulum. Gene Ontology annotation, cellular component: cytoplasm; Golgi membrane; COPI-coated vesicle membrane. The transcript has 6 exons.